Molecule: messenger RNA, 3546 nt
Organism: Plasmopara halstedii
Lineage: Eukaryota; Oomycota; Peronosporomycetes; Peronosporales; Peronosporaceae
Product: atp-dependent helicase
Exons: 1
Coding region: 1-3546 (1181 amino acids)
Biological process (GO): spliceosomal complex disassembly
Cellular component (GO): catalytic step 2 spliceosome; intracellular anatomical structure
Molecular function (GO): RNA binding; ATP hydrolysis activity
Source: RefSeq, a predicted model, not a curated record
AUGGAGAAGCUCCAGGAGUUGAGUCUUGUGUCCAAGGUAUGUCAAGCUCUAGAGAAUCACCUUGGCAUGAGUGACAAGACGCUUGCCGAGUUUGUGAUCGAUUUGGUCCGUGGAAGCUCUAGCUGCGCCGCAUUUCUGGCGUCUAUCAAAAAAGACGAGCUGCCGCUUCCUUUAGCGCUGGCCGAUAAUUUGUACCGCAUUGUGCAAACUAUGGCGCCACACAAGAUGAAAAGGAGCCCGGAAUGUUCCAGCGAACACAAGGUUAAUGAUAAAAAGCAUCGAUUUCGGGAUGAUGAGCAAUUGACGGCCGCGGAUAUUAUGGGAGCAUCCAUCGAGGACGAUGAUGAGAUUAAGCCGUCUUCCUCUGGACUUCGUAGCCGAAACAAUGACGAUUACUUGCAAGUCAAAGAGCGCGAUCGCUAUGGGCGUGACAGGAGUCGCACGCGUGACGAAGCCAAUGACCGGAACCGAAAACGAUUGCGAUCUAGAUCUCAUUCAAUUGAUAGAAGACGAAAAAGACGGGAUCGCAGUCAUGGACGUGUGCGGGACCGCAGUCAUGGACGUGAGUGGGACCGCAGUCAUGGACGUGAGCUGGACCGCAGUCAUGGACGUGAGCGGGACCGUAGUCGCGGCCGUGAUCGAGACAGACAAAGGCGUGAGCUGGAGCUAUAUUGCAUCUACGACGGCCGUGUAGCAAAAGUUAUGGACUUUGGAGUGUUUGUAGAGCUAGAAGGCUUUUCGAGAGAGAAGAAAGAAGGUUUGGUGCAUGUGUCAAACCUGUCCGCGAAUCGUAUCAGCAAUAUAAAGGAAUUUGUCAGACGCGGCGAUCGUGUUAAGGUGAAACUCAUCUCAAUAUCUGGAACCAAACUUUCGCUGUCUAUGCGCGACGUGGAUCAAAAAAGUGGUAAAGACCUGAUGCCGGAACGAUCAAGUGAUGGGGCGGAGCAUGCACGGCAAGCAAACAAGGCCUCAGACUCACGGUCGUGGAUUAAUCCGGCGGCACCUGGCAUGCAGACCUCGCAACAGUUUGAUGAAGAUGAUAGCAAGCCACAGCGCGUAGCCAAACGGAUGUCAUCGCCUGAACGAUGGGAAGUCCAACAAUUGAUCAACUCGGGUGUACUAUCGAUUGAAGAGUAUCCGACAUUUGAUGACGAGCAUGGUCUGCUGAACAGCGAAAUCACCGAAGAAGACUUUGAGGUGGAGCUGAAUGAUGAUGAGCCAGUGUUUCUGCGCGGCCAGACGCAGCUGAGUCGCGAACUGUCACCAGUGAAGAUUGUGAAGAACCCGGAUGGAUCAAUGCAACGUGCUGCCAUGACUCAAUCUAACUUAGCGAAAGAACGUCGCGAAUUACGCCAGACACAAGCCAACCAGCUGAUUGAUUCUAUCCCCAAGGAUCUUAAUCGUCCUUGGGAAGAUCCCAUGCCUGACGCUGGAGAACGACACUUUGCACAGGAAUUGCGUGGCAUCAACAUGGGAACAACGUUUGAGCUGCCAGAAUGGAAGCAAAAGUCAGUGGGAAAGAAUCUAUCUUACGGUAUCGUGUCAAACAAAUCUAUUCUCGAGCAACGUGAAAGUCUGCCUGUUUUUAGGCUCAAGCCCCAGCUAAUGAAAGCUAUCGCAGAGAAUCAGAUCUUGGUGGUAAUCGGGGAAACUGGCUCGGGUAAAACCACUCAGAUGACGCAGUACAUGGCCGAAAUGGGAUUGACGUCAACGGGUAUAAUCGGAUGUACUCAACCGCGUCGUGUUGCUGCCUCCUCCGUUGCUAAGCGUGUUGCCGAGGAAUUCGGGUGUGAGCUAGGGCAGGAAGUUGGGUAUUCCAUGCGAUUCGAAGAUGUCACUAGUCCUGAAACGGUGAUCAAGUACAUGACAGAAGGUAUGCUCCUGCGAGAAUAUCUGGCUGAUCCUACGUUGUCGAAGUAUAGUGCUCUAAUGCUGGAUGAAGCACAUGAGCGGACAAUCAAUACAGAUGUAUUGUUUGGGUUGCUGAAGGAUCUCGUACGUAAGCGAAAGGACCUUAAAAUUAUUGUGACAUCUGCCACAUUGGAUGCUGAGAAGUUUUCGAGGUACUAUUUUGACUGCCCAAUUUUCACGAUCCCGGGCCGUACAUUUCCUGUAGAGAUUUUGUACACAAAGGAGCCGGAAUUGGAUUACUUGGAUGCUUCGUUGCUGUGUGUUAUGCAGAUUCAUCUAUCCGAGCCGGAAGGAGAUAUUUUGCUAUUUCUAACAGGGCAAGAAGAGAUUGACACCGCAUGUGAAGUUUUGCAUCAGCGUAUUAAGGCGCUGCAAGAGCGUGCUUUGGCUCCAGAACUUAUUAUACUUCCUGUUUAUGGUGCACUACCUUCGGAAAUGCAGUCGCGUAUCUUUGAACCAGCACCCAAAGGCUCACGAAAAUGUGUGGUGGCAACCAAUAUUGCUGAGGCGUCGUUGACAAUUGACGGUAUUUACUACGUUGUCGACCCUGGGUUUUGCAAGCAAAAUGCAUUUAAUUCCAAGAUUGGUAUGGAUUCUCUUGUCGUUGUACCAUGCUCACAGGCGUCAGCGCGUCAACGUGCAGGUCGCGCUGGGCGUACGGGCCCAGGAAAAUGCUACCGAUUGUAUACCGAGAGUGCUUAUAAGAAUGAAAUGUUACCAACAACUGUGCCAGAGAUUCAACGUGCGAAUCUUGGUGCUGUAGUGCUUCAAUUAAAGGCUAUGGGUAUCAACGACCUCAUGGGAUUCGAUUUCAUGGACCCGCCGCCACAAGAUGCUCUCGUAAUGGCUCUUGAAAACUUGUACGCAUUAGGCGCACUAGACGAUGAAGGCUUAUUGACGCGGUUAGGCAAAAAAAUGGCUGAGUUUCCCGUUGAGCCGAAGAAUGCUAAAGUCUUAUUGACUUCUGUGGUACUUGGCUGCUCAGAGGAAGUCUUAACCAUCGUGGCAAUGCUAUCUGUGGAGUCCGUCUUUUUUCGACCUAAAGAGAAGCAGGCUCAGGCGGACCAGAAAAAGGCUAAGUUUCACCAGCCUGAAGGUGACCACUUGACCCUGCUGGCAGUUUAUGAGGCUUGGGCUAAUUCUAAAUUUUCUAAUCCAUGGUGUUACGACAACUUUAUCCAAGCUCGAGCUAUUCGUCGUGCUCAAGAUGUGCGCAAGCAACUACUCUCCAUUCUUGAUCGAUACAAAAUGGAUGUUGUCUCUUGUGGCAAGAAUUUUAACAAGGUUCGGCGAGCGAUCGUUGCCGGAUAUUUUGCCAAUACAGCGAAAAAAGAUCCGCAAGAGGGAUACCGCACAAUGGUUGAAGGCCAGCCUGUGUAUAUUCACCCAUCGAGUGCAAUUUUUAACAAGAGUCCAGAGUGGGUGCUUUACCACGAGCUUGUGCUUACGACAAAGGAGUAUAUGCGCAACAUCAUGACGAUUGAGCCGAAAUGGCUCGUGGAAUUGGCCCCAGCCUUCUUUAAGAAAGGCGAUCCCACCAAGCUUUCAAAGCGCAAGCGCAAUGAAAAGAUCGAACCGCUGUACGAUCGCUUUAAUCCCCCCGACUCUUGGCGUUUAAGCAAGCGAAGAAAUUAA